GUGGCCCCGAGGCGCGAGGACAGCACGAGCGCCACUGGCCACGCCCUGCCCCGUCCAGCCCCGCGGCGACUCCUCUGCCCACUGCUUCCGCCCGCAGCGCCGAUCCGAAGCUCUGGCGGCGGUUUGUGCUCGUUGGUCCAGGGAUUUUUAGGUCUGGCUUCUGAAGACCCGACGGGGAAUUGCAACCAUGAAUGAAGAAAACACCGAUGGAACAAAUGGAUGCAAUAAAGUACGUACUGGCACUCAGAAUGAAGCCGCAUUGCUGGCUCUCAUGGAAAAGACUGGCUACAACAUGGUCCAAGAAAAUGGGCAAAGGAAAUUUGGUGGUCCUCCUCCAGGUUGGGAAGGUCCACCUCCCCCUAGAGGUUGUGAAGUUUUUGUUGGAAAAAUACCUCGUGAUAUGUAUGAAGAUGAAUUGGUUCCUGUAUUUGAAAGAGCUGGGAAGAUAUAUGAAUUUCGACUGAUGAUGGAAUUUAGUGGGGAAAAUAGAGGUUAUGCUUUUGUGAUGUAUACUACUAAAGAAGAAGCCCAGUUAGCUAUCCGGAUUCUUAACAAUUAUGAGAUUCGACCAGGGAAGUUUAUUGGUGUGUGUGUAAGCUUGGAUAAUUGCAGAUUAUUUAUUGGAGCAAUUCCCAAAGAAAAGAAAAAGGAAGAAAUUUUGGAUGAAAUGAAGAAAGUUACAGAAGGUGUUGUGGAUGUGAUUGUUUAUCCAAGUGCAACUGACAAAACCAAGAACCGCGGGUUUGCCUUUGUUGAGUACGAGUCCCACAGAGCUGCUGCUAUGGCCAGGAGAAAGCUGAUUCCGGGAACAUUUCAACUCUGGGGCCACACCAUUCAGGUAGAUUGGGCUGAUCCAGAGAAAGAAGUCGAUGAGGAAACCAUGCAGAGAGUUAAAGUUCUGUAUGUAAGAAAUCUAAUGAUCUCAACUACAGAGGAAACAAUUAAAGCAGAAUUCAAUAAAUUCAAGCCUGGUGCAGUGGAACGCGUAAAGAAACUUAGAGAUUAUGCAUUUGUUCACUUUUUCAACCGAGAAGAUGCAGUGGCUGCUAUGUCUGUUAUGAAUGGAAAAUGCAUUGAUGGAGCCAGUAUUGAGGUAACCCUGGCAAAGCCAGUAAAUAAGGAAAAUACUUGGCGACAGCAUCUUAAUGGCCAGAUCAGUCCCAAUUCUGAAAACCUACUUGUAUAUGCUAACAAGGAAGAGAGUCACUCCAAAGGUCUAGGCAAAGCACCAGCUCUCCCAGCUCGUCUCAAUGGUCAGCAUAGUCCAAGCCCCCCUGAGAUUGAGAGAUGUACUUACCCUUUUUUUCCUGGAACAAAGCUGACCCCAAUUAGUAUGUAUUCUUUAAAAUCCAAUCAUUUUAAUUCUGCAGUGAUGCAUUUGGAUUAUUACUGCAACAAAAAUAAUUGGGCACCACCAGAAUAUUAUUUAUAUUCAACAACCAGUCAGGAUGGAAAAGUACUCUUGGUGUACAAGAUAGUUAUUCCUGCGAUUGCAAAUGGAUCCCAGAGUUAUUUCAUGCCAGAUAAACUCUGCACAACGCUGGAGGAUGCAAAGGAACUGGCAGCUCAGUUUACGCUGCUUCAUUUGGACAGGGAACACAGUCUCUUCAGCCUGGACCUGUGUAGAAGAAUUUGGAGGAAAUAAGCAGGUCCUUUCUGAUGUUGCUUGAGCUUAUUCUCCUGCAGUUGGUCUCAUUCCUGUUCGUUAAACAUUAAGUUUCAUGACAACAUUAAGUUAAUCCUCAUGUGUUGUAGACCUCAUAGUGAAUGAUAUUGGAGACUGAAAGCUUGACCUGUAUAGUAAAUGAUCUUAUUCAAUUUUUUCCAUUCCAACAAUAGCACAACUUUAAAAAAUGAUCAUUUAUAGACACAGUCAACCAGUUUGACUUAUGCUAUAGUAAAGAGCAUAGUUGAGUUUUUGGAAAGUACAGGAUCUACAAAUUUGGUCAAUAAAACACACACCUACAGAAUUACUCCAAUUAAGGAAGCAGGAAAUUAUUGGUACAUUAGAUGAACAUUUGUUUGAAAUUAAUAUUUCAAAUAUAAUUGUUUUAAUAAUUUGGUUAAUUUUGGAUAAUUUUCUCUGCUAUUAAGUUGAUAAUGGUUUUUGCCGUUCUUUUGGUAGGGACGAUUCAUUUUACUGUUUUGUGGUACCAGUGAGACUCUAAUGUUAAAUUGAUGUUCGCUUGUAUGAAUGUUUGUGCCAGCAUUUAAAUAAUGAAAUUUUGGACAGUUAGUUUAUACCAGAAGUCCAAGGGCAAAUGCUUAUGCUGGUUUGAUACCUAAUAUUUUUUUUUUAAAAAAAAAAAAAAAAAGAAAAAAGAAAAGAAACUGAAUUCACUGUUCUUUUAUCUUUUUCAUGAUCUACCCUUGGUGUCAGAUCCAAUUUAAGAGAAACUUUUUGUUGAUUAAAGAGAAAUCAGAGGUUCUCUUUUUCUGUGUUAAGAAGAAAAAGAUACCCAAAGUGUACUGUAGUAAGACCUUUCAAACAGUGUUGUCGGUUAAGGAAAGAACCCUGACUUGAUGUAACUGCUGUUGUUUGCACUGCAGAGAUAGUAAUCCACCACCAUUACAGUAGCAUCAGGUAUUUAAAUGUUAGAACAUUAUGUUAAAACGUGAUUGUCAUUUGAAUGUUUUGUCUUUUGAAUUAAAUUUGUGUCCACAAAGAUGUGCAGCAUAACUGUUCAUAUAUUUAUUUACAGACUACAAUUUCCGUCGCAGCUCAAUAAAUAGUCUUUCCCCUGUUAGCGCUACCCUCUCUUCUGGGACUCCCAGCGUGCUUCCUUACACGUCAAGGCCUUCUUCUUAUCCAAGCUAUCCCUUGUCACCAACAAUAUCACUUGCUAAUGGCAGCCAUGUUGGACAACGACUAUAUAUCUCCAGUCAGGCCUCAUUCUUCUGAAAAAAAGUCUGGAUAUAGUAGUACAAACUUCUCUUUGUAUAAGGCAUGAAAAUUAAAAUACUGUUGUAUUUAAGAAUUGGGUUUGCACAUUUGACUUUAAAAACAAAUAUUUUAACAUAUUAAACAGCUAUAAUUCAGAAUGACAAGAGUGGCAGGAUUUGCAGAAAUGCAAUGAAAAGUUACUCAGUGAUAGCAGACUACUACUGUGGUUUUUAAGCUUUGGGGGUUCCAGUUCCCGAGCUUGAAAGGAUUCCAGUCGUUGAUGAUUUUUGUAUAACAACUUUGUAAAACAGCAUUUUACAAAUAUUGAAGUACUUAAAGGCAGUGGUUGUACUAGAUUAGAUUACCAAGGACCGCUAUCUAUAGUGGAGUUUGGAACAGUCAUGUAACCAGAAGCACCUGGCUAUUAUGUAGAAAGAAAUGAUGAGACAAAAAAGAUUAAGAUGCAGAGUUUUGGCAGAAGUAAUGAAAAAUCAGUCUACCAUUGUGGUCCUUGAAAGUAAGCAAAUAUUUUAGUUAAUAUUUGUUACAGAAAUAAAUUAUAGCUUUGCUGUUAAUAUAUUUAAGGUUUUUAUAGUUAUAAUUCAUUUAUGUUUUGAUAUUCAUUACAUUGUUUACAUAAGAAGUGUUAAUGUUUUUUAAAUGUUGAAAUCAUGUGUUGUUUAAUUUUUAUACUUCAAAUUCUUCAACAUUAAAUAUAUGGCACUACU
Mus pahari (shrew mouse) is the source of this 3612-nucleotide messenger RNA. RefSeq names its product RNA binding motif protein 46 (gene Rbm46). The transcript is spliced from 6 exons. Lineage: Eukaryota; Metazoa; Chordata; Mammalia; Rodentia; Muridae. The record is from RefSeq and is a predicted model, not a curated record. Gene Ontology annotation, molecular function: mRNA binding. Gene Ontology annotation, cellular component: nucleus. Bases 188 to 1645 code for a protein of 485 amino acids.